Molecule: messenger RNA, 2535 nt
Organism: Hippocampus comes (tiger tail seahorse)
Lineage: Eukaryota; Metazoa; Chordata; Actinopteri; Syngnathiformes; Syngnathidae
Product: cAMP-regulated D2 protein
Exons: 8
Molecular function (GO): cholinesterase activity
Source: RefSeq, a predicted model, not a curated record
AAUGGGGAAGAAACAGAAAACAGGAGAUUUGUACGUUUCCUGUACUUCAGCUAUUGUCAUCUACCGCAAGUUGCAAGAGCCGGAUAUGUAGUUGCAGCUUUCAACUGACUUGUAACAUAGUUCAGUACCGUCCAAAUUGCCCGUUAUUUCUUUUGGGCUUUUUUUUUCCUUUUUUCAUUGGUACACGAAAUCGGAACUCGGAAAACGAGUCUUUAUUCGUUUUUGGAACGAAUUUUGUCAAAACAAGUCCUUUUGUAUUUUUUUACUUUCCGUUUUUUUUUUUUUUAGAACGAAUAAACACAGAUGAUUGAUACACGGAUUCAUAAAGUGUGCUAGUUUCCAGUGCGUGCUAACUAAUUACAUUAGGUAAAGUAAAGGCGAUGUGUCCUCAAUCAGAUUGCAGCAUUACAGUGCUUGCAUUUAGGUCUGCGGGGUCCAGUGAAGAGCACUUUUGUCAGAUUAGUCUUGUCAAAUAAUUGGAGUCACAAGGCCGUCGAGAGGCAGCCAGGCUGGUAGGGUGAUUUGUCUCAUCAUGAUCUGAGCUGAUUGUGUUGUGGAAAUAUACGUGUUAUUUAGCAAAUAUGGAGAGCUGGAAAUGUUUGCUGUUGUUGUGCACACUUUGCUCGGUGCCGUCCACUGGAGAGGCAACAAAAAAUGAUGAGGAGAUCGACCUUGUCAGCUUCCUGAGAGGAAUCGACGCCGGACUCUUGGUGAGGGAUGAUCCAUUCAUUCUCAACACAGACUUUGGGAUAAAUUCCCUCGCUUGGGAAAAGCCGGAGGCCCUCUCGGUCACAAAAGAAAGAGAAGACAAACCAGUCAAGAAGGACAACGAUGGGACUCCUGGACCUGUGGUGUUGACCAAAAACGGGCGAAUCAAGGGGCUAACAGCAGAUAAAGCCCAGAUAUUUUAUGGAAUACCAUAUUCAGACCCUCCGGUUGGGGCUUACCGCUGGAAGCCACCCAGACCUGUGAGUCCUUGGAAGGGGGUUUAUGAUGCCACCUUCCCCAGGUUACCGUGCGUGCAGGAGUGCAGAGGACCAAUUGCUGCCGAAUGUCCAAGAAAUGUCAGCGAGGACUGUCUCUAUCUCAACAUCUUCGUCCCCCGGGAUGUGAACUUCAGCUCGCCGCCGAGCAGUCCGCUUCCCGUGAUGGUGUGGAUCCACGGUGGGGAUUUCAUCGCCGGUUCGGCUUCCAAGCCGCUCUACGACGGCCGCUUCAUGAGCAACUUCACCCAAACGAUCGUCGUCGCCCUGGAGUACAGAUUAGGUGAGGAAAUCUCACAGGGAGAAUCAUUAAAAAACUCAUUCAGUAACACAUGACCGGGUGCUAUGUGAAAGUAAUUUUGCAAAUGGCCGGUCCAGGAGAACAUUGCGAUGUUUGGAGGUGACUCCAGCAAGGUGACGAUAUUCGGAGAGAGCGCCGGGGCUCAGUCCGUGAGUCUCCACCUGAUGAUCCAAAGCAGCAAGGCUCUGUUCAAACAGGCCAUUCUGCAGAGCUUGCCUUUCUCCAUUCCUCUCAAGACCAGACGCGACGCCGUGACGAUCGGAAAGGAGUUUGCAAAACUGAGCAAUUGUUCCGUCGGCGACAUCGUCUGCCUGCUGUCGCUCACGCCACAGGCCGUCCUGGAAGCGCAGAUGAAAACAAUUUCCAGGCUGGUGAACCCGUUGAGGUUUAUGGAGGCGUUCGAGACUUGGGGCCCCUUUAUCGACGGCGAGCUCAUCAAGGAGCAGCCGGUCACCGCCUUCCAGAAAGGCCACUGGCACAAAGGGAAACCGGUGCUGCUGGGUACGACGUCAGAGGAAGGCGUGCUUUUUGUGUACGCUUUCUUCAACAAGCCCGUGUCGACGGCGGAGUCGUUCAUGUACGUCACGGCCAUCUUCAAACAACACAGCCUACGGAUACUGCACAACUACCUGCCUCUCUACAGCGACCCUGAUCGGAGAGCCAUGCUGGCUCAGAUCUUGACAGACUACGCCUUCCUGUGCCCAACGCGGAGGUCGUCGCGUGCUGGCACAAAAGCAGGAAGCAGAGUGUGGUUGUACGUAUUUGACCACGUGACAUCGGACACCAGCGUCUGGUCCGGUCUGACCUUCUGCUACCGGCACGUCUGCCAUGGCGCCGAGUUGCCGUUCGUCUUCAACUCGGGCACGGUGGCCAACUUCACCAUGACGCCGGCCGAGAAGCUGCUGUCCAAUCGGAUGCUGUGUUACUGGGGCGCCUUCGCCCACACGGGCGACCCGUCCUCACGGGUCCGUCAGACGACCUUCUGCCGGGAGCAACGUCUGCCCGUGUGGCCUCGCUAUUCUGACACCAGCGGAUGGCUGGUCAUGAACCUGACGGUGCGCUCACAUGCCGAAGUGGGGCCCAGGAGCCAUGUGUGUGAUUUCUGGGACCAUCUGGGUGUCUACUAGGGUUGCGAAAGGUUGGAAAGUUUCAGAGUGAGAAACUUUCGAUGGGAAUAAAUUGGAUAAACCAAAAAUUUACAAAACUGAAGCUUGGCUGAAUAGGGAACAUGAAUAUACCGUAUUUUCCGGA